GCCGAUUCUCUAUUUCCCACACUUUCCUUCUCUCUCUCUCUCUGUGUGUCUUUCUUGGAUUCUGUAACAAACGCACAGAGCAGAGAACAGCCCAGCCAACCAGAAAAUAGAAAGAAAUUAACACCAAACAGAAAGAGUUGGUUGCACGAUCUUCGAAGCAAUCCCACGUACAUAUUUCUUUUAUGCUUUUUUUUGUUAAUUACGAAAAAAGGAUCUUACACGCGAGCACGCAGCAUUCGUUCAUUCAUAUAUUUCGGUUUGCUUUUUCUUCGCUUUCUGGUUAAGCAGCCUUUAUCUGAGGGGAACCCAAAUAGGAGGAUAAAAGAGAGGUGUGUGUCUCUACGCUUUUUCAGGGCCAUUGCUGAGCCUCCUAAUUCCCCGUAUAAAGCCAAUUUGUUCUCUCAGAAUUUUAGGUGGGUUUUGGUUCUUUUCCCCCUUUACACACGUGGGUCUGCUGAAAAUUGAGGUUUCGAUGGUGGACUCGGGUGUAGAGAAAGCUUUGGCUGAGUCUGGUUUCUGCUCCAUUGGUUUGUUGUUAUGGGUUGAAGAUCUUGUGGAGAUAUUUCUUGCCUGAAGUUUUCUAUACUACAAAAUUUUAGAGACAAUCUUGGUUUUUCUCUUCUGAGUUUUGUUCUGUAUAUAUCUCUUUCCUAUCUGAUGGCUGAGGAAGGUGUCAAUUUACCUUUGACCCCUGAAAUAACUAAGUCAGAUGGCAAUAAUUUGAGAAGAAAUUCUACGGGAAAAGCAAGUUCUUCAAAUGGUGGAGAAACUGUUCUUCCUCAUUACCUCAGGGCUUCUACUGGUUCCUGUCAUGAUUUUUGUAAAUAUGGGAGGAAACAUGCAUUAGAAGCAAAGGCAAGAAGCCACAUACUGAAGAGAGUUGUAAAAAAAACCCCUGACACGGAAUAUCUACUAGUCAGUGUAGAUCUGCCAGGGAGGAAGAAGACGCCAGUGGUCAAGCUCAAACCGUCAUCUGACUCCAAAUCCCAUGAGUCUGAUAUCCCUCAGACCAUUAAGCAGGAAGUGCCAACACAAUUACCUGUCAGCAAAAAUCCGACAGAAAGUAAAGUUCUGGCGGAGAGGAGAAAGACAUCAGGGGUCAAGUUUAAAUCUUCCCCACAUGCGAAAACCCGCACAUAUGAUCCCCCGAAAACCAUGACGCGGGAAGUGUCAUCUUCUGAAAAAGUGGAAGUUUCUUCGAAAAAAGGUUCAUCAAAAGCUAAAAACUUGAACUUGUCUAUGAAGCCGGAAUCUUUGACAGUGAAGCCAAUAUCUUCUCCUAAAUUUUCAGGAGGUAUAAGUAGCCUAAGAAAAGGUGAUGUCAAAAUUGGGAAGCGGGAAGUGUCAUCAUCUUCUGAAAAAGUGGAAGUUUAUUCGAAAAAAGUUUUAUCAAAAGCUAAAAAUUUAAACUUGUCUAUGAAGCAUGCUACUUCUUUGAAGCCAGAAUCUUUGACAAUGAAGCCAAUAUCUUCUCCUAAAUUUUCAGGAGGUAUAAGUAGCCUGAGAAAAAGUGAUGUCCAAAUUGGCAAGACGACUGGGACAUCCAAAGUAGCUGUAAAGAAGGCCCUGCCUUCCCCAACAGCCUCAUUGUCUUUGGAGUCUUCUGUCAAUCGUGUUGCAGGAUUAAAUGAAAGAAAGCACAGGGAUUUGAAAGCUGUGUCCCCUCUUAUGAAUAAGAACAAGAUCCGAGAAGCUGAACCUAAGCAACUCAACAAUGAUGAGGUUGUGGAGAAAACCUUGUAUGUCAUCAAGAUGGAAACUGAGAACAAAACUUUGGAAUGUGAUCAAAAUGAAGGUUUUGCAAUUGAAUUGUCACCUGCUUUACCCUCAUCUCCGAAGUCUUCAUCCCUCCCAAAUGCUCCUUCUUCUUCAUCCUAUGAAGAAGAAUCUCAAGAGGAGUCUGAAUGUAUGAUGAGUGAAGCAGAAUAUGACUCAUUAUCAGAAAACAAUGUGGAAAACAUAGAAGAAGCAGACUCCUCGGAAGAGGGAUACGAAGGGAGGCCCACAAAGGCUGGGAUGGUUUGUUCUGAAGAUAAAAAUUGCCAACCGUUGAAGUUAAAGUUCAGGAGGGGGAAGGUGGUUGAUGUUCAUUCUGUAAAUAACAGUCCAAGGAGGCUCAAGUUUAGGCGAGGGAAACUGCUAGGCGAGGACCAAAAUGUCAAGGCUGAUACCCGAAGGAGAAGCUUUAAGAGGACAGAAGGAGUUGACGGUGACACGAACGGUUCCGAACCUGGUUCACAAAAAGUUGUUUUGAGACAUCAAGAUGUGCAGGGGAAGAAUGCUCAGGGUUUGUUUAAUAAUGUGAUUGAAGAAACGGCAAGUAAACUCGUUGAAACCCGGAAGAGCAAGGUUAAGGCCUUGGUCGGUGCUUUUGAAACUGUGAUCUCCCUCCAAGACAAAAAACCUUCUGCAAACACUGUAACUUGAGUUAAAAAGGAACCUUUUAUUCAUUGACAAUCCAUUGGUUUCAUAAAAGAGUGAGAGGAAAAUAAAUCUAGAGCUUGUAAUGGAGAAGUGAGUAACAAGCCUAUGGAGCUGCAGCAGUUCAUAGAAGAUUGCUACAGUUAACAUUAGAGGGUCUGGGUGUAGAGUUAAUGUGGAGAGUCUUGUGGUGUACUGACAUGCUUCAUAUACAUUUCUGAAGGGUAUGCUGCUGCUUGCUUUCUUUUUGAAUUUCAUACCUAAUGUGAUCGAUUUGUGCGUUGUGAAUAAAAUCUGUAUAAUCUUGAUGUUAUGUAGUUUGAGUGGGAAAAUAAAAAUCUAUACAACUAUGAGUCAUUUAGUUUUA
Alnus glutinosa is the source of this 2788-nucleotide messenger RNA. RefSeq lists its product as uncharacterized. The record is from RefSeq and is a predicted model, not a curated record. The transcript is spliced from 3 exons. NCBI's taxonomy places the organism in Eukaryota, Viridiplantae, Streptophyta, Magnoliopsida, Fagales, Betulaceae. The coding region runs from base 658 to 2427 and encodes 589 amino acids. Gene Ontology annotation, molecular function: calmodulin binding.